Molecule: messenger RNA, 1449 nt
Organism: Rhodotorula toruloides NP11
Lineage: Eukaryota; Fungi; Basidiomycota; Microbotryomycetes; Sporidiobolales; Sporidiobolaceae
Product: chitin deacetylase, carbohydrate esterase family 4 protein
Exons: 10
Coding region: 1-1449 (482 amino acids)
Biological process (GO): carbohydrate metabolic process
Cellular component (GO): membrane
Molecular function (GO): chitin deacetylase activity
Source: RefSeq, a predicted model, not a curated record
AUGCGCGCAGCUCUCGCUCUAGCAGUCGCAUCGGGCGCAUCUCUCGCCGUCGCUUGUGGCACCGAGAAGGAGUUCCAGCUCAUCCGCAAGAACGCGAUUGCCGCCCGCGCCGCCGCGUCGAGUGCGCUCGCUUCGGCGCCUGCGGGCGCUGCCACGGUCGCGACGGGCCCUGCAGCCGCUGCGCCGACCGUCCAGACCGCGACGAGGACCGACGAGGCGAGCGCGGCCAAGGUCACCAACCCUGCUCAGGAGUGCCAGGUGUACAGCUACCCGCCCGUCGCUGCCUUGCAAGCGCAGAAGGUGUUCCCGCCCAUCUGGCAAAUCGCCAACCUCUCGACCGCCCAACCCCAGGUCGUCUCGCUCUUCAACGCGCUCAAUGGCUCGAUCCCCAAGAUCAACCCCAAGGGCACCCCCACGGGCGACUUCACCGGCGUCAACUACAACGGCGCUGUGGACCCCGACUGCUGGUGGACCUGGAAGCAAUGCCACACGCCCAAGCUCGCAGGCCUUCCUCAGGACAUCUACAUGGUUCCCGAACCGCAGACUUGGGGCUUCACCCUCGAUGACGGACCCAACUGCUCGCACAACGCGUUCUACGAUUUCCUGAACGAGCAGAAGCAGAAGGCCACGAUGUUCUACAUCGGCUCGAACGUCCUCGACUGGCCUCUCGAGGCUCAGCGCGGUCUUGCCGACGGCCACGAGAUCUGCGCCCACACCUGGUCUCACCGCUACAUGACGUCCCUCACGAACGAGCAGGUCUUCGCCGAACUCUACUACUCGAAGAAAGCGAUCAAGGACGUCCUUGGCGUCACCGUCCAGUGCUGGCGACCUCCCUACGGCGACGUCGACGACCGGGUCCGUUAUAUCGCCAACUCGCUCGGCAUGCAGACGCAGAUCUGGAGGGACAACACGUUCGACUACGAGAUCGCGACGCUGCCGCGCUCGCAGAUCGAGGCCAACUACGCCGACAUUAUCAAGGCCGGCCAGAACGGGACUUUCGCGAACAACGGCACCAUCGUCCUCACGCACGAGCUCAACAACGACACCAUGGCGCUCAUGAUGGAGAACUACCCGAAGAUCAAGGCUGCCUUCAAGAACAUCGUCCCCAUCGGCGUUGCGUACAACAACACCCAGCCGUAUGUCGAGAAGGAGUACACCUACCCCAACUUCUCGCAAUACGUCGCCGGCACACUGUCGGUCUCGCUCGCCGCCCCCACCGCGGUCUCAACCGAUGCCUCUCUCUCGAUCCCCCUCUCGUCCGGCGCAUCAGGCUCCAUCUCGGCUACCGUCUCGUACGCCUCGAACACGGCGACGGGCGGAAGCGCCGCGAAUGCUCAGUCGAGCGGGAAGAGCGCGGCGGGAAGGAACGUCGAGGGUGGUGUGCUGGGCGCGGUCAUUGCGGCGGUCGUCGGUGCGGCUGGUGCGGGCGCGAUGGCGGUCCUCGUCUAA